Messenger RNA from Cheilinus undulatus (humphead wrasse), 5382 nucleotides. Its product is annotated as cilia- and flagella-associated protein 251-like. The coding region runs from base 79 to 2331 and encodes 750 amino acids. Lineage: Eukaryota; Metazoa; Chordata; Actinopteri; Labriformes; Labridae. Gene Ontology annotation, molecular function: protein binding. The record is from RefSeq and is a predicted model, not a curated record. The transcript is spliced from 15 exons.
AUGAGGUGAUGUGUUAAUAACUGGUAAAUAGUAUUCCAGUUUUGAUCGUCCCAGUCUGAACCGGUCCAGUUGGACAGCAUGGCGUCAGAGGAGGACGACGCUCUGCUGUAUCUCAUCUACCAGCACCUAAAGGAGAGUGGCUACAAGAAAGCUGCCAAAGCGUUGGAAAAACACGUUCCCCAGGUGGAGACAACAGAAGAAAGCUCAAACCUUCAUGAUAUCUACAGAAGCUGGAUGAAGUUGUGCUCUCUGGCUCAGCAUGCCAAGCAGGAGGAAGAUGACUCCAUGACUUUGAAGAACAACAAAAUCAAACCAGAACCGGCCACCAGUGAAGAAGAAGAGGGAGCAGAACCCAAAGUCUCAGACAUGCCUGAGCAGAACCAUGUGGAUUCUAAACCUCCAUCAGAGUCAGUGAUGGAGGCUGAGACUGCCUCAGAGUCGAUGCAGCAACCGGAGGAUGAAACCAAAACAAACUGUGACAGUCAUGAAGACCAAGAACAGGAGGAGGAAACACAGACAGCGCAAGAGCUGGCUCCUGUUGAAGAGUCUGCUGAGGUGUCUAACAAGGCAGAAAACUCCAACCCAGAGGAAGUGGAUGAACCCAGCUGGCAGGUCGACCCUAGACGUGCUGCCUCAGAUCACGCUGAGGAUCAGCUCACAGCUCCUGCAGCAGCCGGUUUAGACAGCGAGACCCGUGAGGAGGAGAAAGAGGAUGGCGAUGAGCCAAAACAGGAGGCAAAGGAAACUUCAAACGCCCCUGAUGAAAUGGGUGAGCAGACAGCUGUCAGUCAAACAGACACGACGACUUCCUCCUUUAAGGCAGAGGAAGAGGGCGGCAGCAUGGCAGAGAAACCCAGCCAGAGCGAGCCCACCACUUCAGAUCCAACAGCUCAGGAGACCAAUGAGGAGCCAGCAGAGUGCGAAGCCCCGCCUCCUGCAGACUCUGAAAAGCCAAAGGAGGAAGAUGCAGCAGAAGGCUCAAAGGCAUCUGAAGACGGCGAGAUAAAGGAGGAAGUUACCACCACUGACACCGAAAAAGCUGCUGCAGAGGAGCGAGCAGACCCAGACGUCUCCAUUGUCCUCAACAUUGAAGUUGAAGCAGCUGAAAGGGAAACUGGCCAACCAGUCCCUGAGGAGGCUGAAACUCCCAGUAAGAAGAAGAAGAAAAAGAAGAACAAAAAGGCUGCAGAGACGCCCGCUGAAGAAACUAGCAUAGAAACAGCAGCUGUAGAUACUCUCAGUGAUACUCCUCUCACCACCAAGACUGCUAAGAAGAAAAAAAAGGACACAAAGAAGCCAGAGGAGAUGACUGAAGAAGAGGAGGCUCAGAAGAAAGAGGAGGAAGAAGAAAAGCAGCAGGAGGAGGUUGUUUCUCAGGCCACUUCACCAGAAAAGAAGAAAAAGGCGAAGAAAAGGAAACGGGAGAAAGAUGAGCAAAGUCCUGUCAUUCCUUUAGAAAAUGAAAUCAAAAGAAGCAAAGACAGUGAGGUGGAGGAGGAGCAGAACAAAGAAGUAGCAGAAGAGGAGACGAAGGUGGAAAAUGCCGAGAGUCCUGUAGAAAUAACAGAAAAGAAGAAGAAGAAAAAAAAGAGGAGAAAGGUGGCUGAAAGUGAGAAAGAGGAGGUGCAGUCUGAUGAGAAACCAGCAGGGGGCGAUGACGUUACAGGAAAGAAGACAGAGGCUACAGAAGAAAAAUCCUCUGAGCCCCUCUCAGCCAAAAAGAAACACCGUAUCAGGAAGAAGCUCAGCCUGAAGAAGAGAUGGAUGCUCAAGAAGAAAGAGGAGAAGUUAAGAAAAAAGAAGAUGAGAGGCGUUUCUUCAGGACAGACUGAGGGCACGGCAGAGAUUAAGAAGCUGAAAGGAAAGAAAAAACAAAAAAAGCUCCAGGAGGCAACAGAAGACACACCUCAACCAAAACCAUCCAAAAGACCUCCACCUGCUCCGGCCCAGGAUGAUGAGACACCAAAGAAGAAGAAAAAGAUGAGGUUGAACUCAGAACAAGAAGAAAAUUCCUCAAAAGAAAACAACCCACCAAAGAAAGAGAAGAAGAAAAAUAAAAAGGGAUUGGAGAAGGAGGGCGUGAGUGCUGCAGCUGAGCUCCCUGAAGUUCCAACUCCACGUUUAAAAGAAGGGAAGAAGAAGAAAAAUAAGCUGAUGAUGGCUGGGAAGGAAGGGAUAACAGAAACUGUUGUUGCUGUGAGCCAUGAUAUCACUGCAAAGAAAAAAAGGAAAAACAGAUUAAAGGAGAAACUGAUGAAGUCAGAAGAAGCUGGAGACACACAAACUCGUCCGAAGAAGAAAUCCUCCAAAAAGGUGAUAACUUCUGGUUGAAUCUGGUAUUUACUCCCAUCAGACGUCAGAGGAAAGUUUCUACCUGGACCUGAAAACCCCCAAACACGAGUGGAUGGCCUGCUCAACGAUUAGUGCCUUUACUCCUGCACAUUUUCUGUUUUGUUGUCAGUGUUUUCAGUCAUUUUCACUGUUUUUCUGCUCUGAUAUUAUGACAGCGAUACUCCUAACACACUCCUGCAGUUUGAACAAGAUAACAGCUUCAGAUUUCUGUCAUCCAGUGGGUUAUUUGUUUUAGAGGCAGAGAGGAAAAAAGUAAAGACAAAGCCUGAUUUGAAGAAUCAAAUCAGCAAACUGCUGCAUUACAGUGAUCGCACACGUAGUUCUGUUGACAAGGUACGGAUUUCUUGUUGGAUUUCUACCAGUUUUUCAGUUUGAGUUCAGCUUUUGGUUCUCGCACAGCACUUUCAAUUUAACUGGGCCCUUUACUCGCUGGUCACUUAAUUAGGUAUACCUGUUGAACUGCUUAUAAACACGAAAAUCUUAAUAGUCAGUCACAUUGCAGCAACCAGUGCAUUUAGACGUGCAGACAUCAGAAUGGGGUAGAUGCCUUAAUGCAUUGGUUGCUAACAUGUGAUUUGCUAUCUAUACAUUAUUGUUAAGCAGUUGAAAAAAAGUGAUCAGAGUGUAACAUACACAAUGAACUUCAUUGGUCAAAAAUGCUCAGCAUGUUUCAACAAAAUGGCACUACAAAAUGUUAAACACUGCUUUUGUGACAAAGUUUAAGUUUUAAGUCCCUUUACCUGAAUGUAUUCAGCAGAACUAGCACCACUGGCUCGCUGUUAUAAACCUCUGCAGGGUGUAGAGAGCUGCAGUGUUGGUGUGUUUUUGUAGCCUUGUCUGGAGUUAACACCAUGCUGGUUCCGUCGACCAGAAACCAAUAGGUUUUUUUCAGUGUCCAUGAUUUUCAGUUAUGGUUGACUAAAACUAUAGAAAUGACUAAACUGUGAAGACUAAGCUAGACAAAGACUAGCUUAAAUAGAUGUUCAUAGUCAAAUUGACGAAUGAUAAAUUUAGUUCUCAACAAGGAGACUAAAACUAGACUAAAAUGUAAUAUGGUUUUCAUCUUAAAUUCAAAUUCAAAAUCAUUAUGUGAGAGCACAAGCUGUUAGGUAGAGUAAUCUGUUGCUCUUCUGCCUUUCAGCUGUAGAAAGCGGGGAUACCAGGUUUUGCAGGGAGAGACACAAGGAUUUGCGCUAGAUUCAGGCAAGGAAAUUAAAUGUUUUGGCUAAAGUGCAAGUCUAUUGACUGAAACAGUACUAUGAUGAUGAUUUUCAGUUCGCCUAAAACUAGACUAGAUCUAUAAAGAAACUGUGCAAAAAUUAAGACACUUCAAACUAAAGAUUAAGAAGAGCUUAAAAAAGAUCUUUGAGAAAAACUGAUACGAAAGUCUAGUUUUGAUCAGGGAGACUAAAAUAAGACUAAAAUGUAAUUAAGUUUUCAUCUGACAUUCAUAAUGAUAUGAGAAAGCACAGGCUGUUAGGGAGGGUGAAUCUGUAGCUGUUCUGCCUUUCAGCUGUAGAAAGCAGGGAUACCAGGGUUGACAGAAUAGGAUUUGCACCAGAUUUGGGGACUAAAACUAUAAAAGGGAAAAAAUGACUAAAUGUGACUAAAACUUUAGGACAUUUCAAACUAAAGACUAAAUUUUCAAAAGCUGUCAAAUGAACACAGAUUUGAUCUCCAAAAUCGAAUCCUUUCACCCUUGACUCCAAGUGUAGAUUUGUACUAAAUUUGACAAAAAUCUCUCAAAGCAUUCUUCAGAUUUCGUUCUCACAAAUCAUGAUGACCUUUGCCCCAUGACCUCUAAAAUCUGAUCAUUUCAUCCUUGAGUCUGUGGACAUUUUAUUUUAAUUUGGAGGAAAAUUCUCUCAAAACCGUCAUGAGAUAUCCAUGCACAAGAAUGGCCCAACAGUUGCAUGGAAAACAUAACAGCUCUCUGUUGGUUAGCACGGAGGUAUAAAUCUCCAGAAGCUGUAAAACGAAAACAUUUGAAAGUAAUGUUAGACCAAUGUUACUCAACCCUGCUAAACAGAAGAGCCAAAUUGAUGAAAAAUACCUUUGCAAGCCUGUUCUAUAAAAAUCAGUGAUCUUUAUCAUGUAUGUUCUUUCUUGAGCACAUCCAAUGGAAAUAUGCGGACAAAAAACUAAAGGUUGACAAUUAAAUUUGAUAUUUCUAGUAUAUGUGAGGGAAAACAACUGAUUAGCAGUGUAUCAUUUAUGGGGUCAAAAUUUACCUUUUUAAGGUUAUCUGGGGGAAGAUUUAAAAGAGCCACACACUGAGUAUCAUUAACCAAGACUACUUUAAAAGAAUUGUCAUUACAGUUGACUCAGCUUUCAGCUCUUACACAUAUCUGAAUCAUAUCUGACAUUUAAAGCUGUAAAGAUAAAGAAGCUUUCAAAUAAAAAAUCAGCACUUUAUCUGCAGCCUCAUCCUUAAUGCUGCUCUGCCUUGUCAAAAUAUCGAAUUCAAGCCUACAGAACACAUGAACUUUCACGUUAGACCUGUUUAUCUUGAGGGAACUGAACUCAAACAUUGAUCUUGUGUGUGUUUAUUACGUGCCUUUUUGCAUCAAGUUCAGUAACACUACUGAUUCACUGCAUCAGUGGUUACAACACAUAACCUUCAUGCUCCUGGUACAAAGAAAAGUGAAAGUCUUUUUUUCAGUAUCAAACUCCAGUAAUAGAUCAUCUUUAAGGGAACAAGCUGUGAAACAUUUCAGACUGGUCAUGCUGGAGCGAUAAAAUGUUAUGCAGUCUUCUGUCAGUUCGCGUUAUUCUCAUUGAACAUUUUUCUGGUGUUUGAGGUUAAAAAGUGAGUUUUAUUUCUGUGUAGAAACUCUUACUGCUGUUUUUCACCUUUCUGUCACUCAUGAAGCUGUGAAACUGUUUUUAUUUGGUUUUGUUUACAGAGCUCUGUUGUUUACACUGUUUUUCUUGAGAAUCCCAUGAGCUGUUAACUAUGCAUCUGAUUAAAUUCAACACUUUGAUUUUCUCUUUCUGUUCCCGAGGACCAACGUAUGUGAGAGGGAAUAA